Messenger RNA from Ectocarpus sp. CCAP 1310/34, 6450 nucleotides. The record is from the annotation of a GenBank genome assembly. Lineage: Eukaryota; Phaeophyceae; Ectocarpales; Ectocarpaceae.
AUGACGUCCACCGCAAUCUACACGUGCUACCGGCAGCUGCACCCGCCGACAGGGGUCGACCACGCCGCCUUCGGCAGCGUCACCGCCGCCGGUUCCCGCGACUUGGUCGUCGCGAAGGCCUCCACCCUCGAAUUGUACCGCGUGCAUCGGGACGACCACAGCGCCACUGCCACAGCAGCAGCGGCAAGGGAAACGAGCAACGGCGAUGAGAGAGAUGACGACGAUGCAAGCGGCUACUACCUCGAGCUGGCGGGCACCUUUCCUCUGGCAGGAAACAUCACCGCCCUCGCCACCAUCCCCGUGCCAACGAGUGCUUCUGCCACCACGACGCAGCAACAACAACAGCAGCAGCAGCAGCAGCAGCAGGACAUCCUGGUAGUCUCCUUCGGCAUCGCAAAGAUGGCCCUCGUGGCGUACGACUCCGUCCUCGGCCGCCUGGAGACCAUCUCCAUCCACAACUUCGACGCAGGCGCGAUUGGCCCCGGCGCCGCCGGGGUCGAGUCCGGUUACGGCCUCGCCGCCGCCCUGAAGGACCGACCCAGGACCAUCUCCUCCAGCGACCCGGCCGGCCGCUGCCUGGCGGCGGUCGUGGCCGGCUGCCAGCUAGUCGUCCUCCCCGCCCGGCGGCACGUACCCGGCUCCGUCUUCGUGAGCGAGGAGGCCAGGCGGCGGCAGCGGCGGGUCGUACGGCUCCGCCGGCGCGCAGCGGUAGCGGCGCGAAGAAACAACGGAGCGGCGGCAGAGAGUGCUGGCGGUACGGUCGGUGGUGUUGGCGAUGGGAGCGACGACGACGACGACGACGACGACGACGACAGCGUGAGCGCGAGGGAGAGCGAUUCCGAGCGGGAGGAGGACGGGGGGCUGGGGAACGUGGCGAAUGCGAAGGGUGGCGGCGGCUCGGGGGGGAACUUGGCGGUGUCGAAGCCUUUUACAAUAGACCUAGAAGAGGCAGGCUUUACCGGGUUCAUCAAGGCUGCUGCCUUCCUCGAAGGGUUCCACGAGCCGGCGCUGGCGUUGCUGUACGAGCCGAUCCAGACGUGCGCGGGCCGGUUAGCGUCGAAGCGAUCGACUUGCAGGCUGGCCUUGCUAUCGAUCAACUUAACGCAGGGCCGGGCGCCGGUGAUAUGGCAGGUGGAGAACCUGCCCCACGACAGCUGGGACUUGGUACCAGUGCCCUCGCCGAUAGGGGGACUGCAGGUGAUUUCGACGAACGCCGUGAUGCACGUCAACCAGUCAGAGGUGCGGUCCAUACUCGCCGUGAACGGCUACGCGAGGGCCACAGUGGACCCGGCUCUACUCGAGUGUCCUCUGAGGGGAGGUGACAGCGACUGGGGAUGGACGUCUUUCCGACGCUCCCACCCCGAGAGAGAGGUGGUGGACCUCAGCUCGUACGACGUGUGCAUCGAGCUCGACGUCGUGCGUUGCGCCUUCCUGACGCCCACGUCGAUGCUGCUCUCCCUUCGCACCGGCGAGGUCUACGCCCUCCGCCUUCACCUGACUACCGGCAAAGCCACCCCCGCCGCUGGUGGGGGGAGCCGGCCCCCCGGAGGCGCGGCCUUCGGUACGCCUAACCGCGUCGUGGGGCAGUCCAUGCGCCCCGUCGGGAGGGCCUCGCCUUGCUCCGUUCUCGCGGUGGCGGCGAGCGGCGGCAGUGGCGGCGGCGGCGGGAGCAGCGCUUCGAAGGGUCUGGUGUUCAUGGGGUCUAGAGUGGGCGAUUCGCUCCUGGUGGAUUACUCCGUGGCCAGCGCGGGCACGCGGCCCGGUGGGAAGGGUGUACCGGUGCCGAAGCGCGAGCCGAAAGCAGAGGAGCAGGACGAGAAGGAGGAGGAGGACGAUGCUGACCAGACGGAGGGUGCGCCUGCCGCCCGUUCUUCUUCGACCACCGGCGAGAAAGCGGCGGCGGGAGGCGCCGCCGUAGGGGAACAGGGCGAGACGUCGUCGGGCGGCGCUGCGGCAGCGGCAUCAGCAGCCGGGGCCGGCGCCACCGUUAAGGAGGAGAUGACUGAGGGAAGGGGGGAAAGCCUGGCUGGGAUGCAGGUCGAUGCGAAUGUGGGUAGCGAGGACGGCAGCGCUGCCAAGUCCACGAGGAGUCCCGGCGGCGACGGCAAGAAGGUAACGGGCGAUGGCGAUGACGGUGGGCAGCCUUCCGCGACCACCGAGACAUCUGGCGACGGUGCCGAGGUUGCCGAGGGGUCCGGGGCGGUGACUUCCCCAUCGGUCCAGAACGGAAGCGAUGGCAGCCCUGACCCUCAAGCGGCAACGCCGACCACGCAGGAGGCGGCGGGGGCGCUAUCAUCAUCCCCGCAGCCCGGUGACGGGGAAGAAGCAGGAGAGGGGAAAGGCGCGGGGUCGAGGGGAGGCAGCGCGAAACGAGGUCGCGCGGAGCGGCCAUCCUCCGGCGGGGACGUCGGUGCGGGGGACAACGGCGGGCAGCCGGACAAUAAGAGGUGUAGAGUGUCCGCUUGUGGGGACGGCGAGGAUGGUGUCACCUCGUCGAGGGAGGCGGUCCCGGCCACAGAGGAAACUACGGCAACGGCAGCAGCAGCAGCAGCAGCAGACGGUGCUUCUGCUGCUACCGCCGUUGGAGGGGAGGAGAGUGCGGAAGCGCUAGGUAACGGGGUGGCAGCUCCGGCCGUAUCGUCGGAGAGCGAACGUCCUGCAGCGGCAGACGACGCGGUUGAUGCGACGCCGCCGCCGCCAACCACCGCUCCGGCUGUCCCGCUCAGCAAGGAAGAGCAGGAGAUGAUCGAGGAGGAGGAGCAGCUGUAUGGGGCGAGAAUAGGAGAUUCUGCUUCAGACGGGGCUGACGGUAGCGGCGGCGAGGCCGCUCUCGCCCGGCUGGGAUCCAAGGAUGGGGAGCGGGUCAUAGAAUCGGUUGGCUUCCGGUUGAAGGUGGUAGACUCCAUCUGUACGCUUGGCCCCAUCGUGGAUGCGGCCCUUGUGCCGUCCGCGUAUCACGUCCCCAAGACCACGAAACUCGCCGGUAGCGGCGGCGGUAGCCGUUCUCGUGGUGGUCAUGGAGGCAGAGGGUCGGGGCCAAACGGAGCGGCGACGGCGGCAGCGGCGGGCGGAGGUACAUCCGGGGGUGGUAUCCGUACGAGCUUGGUGUGUGCGGCCGGUUACGGGGGGCAAGGGUCGCUUGCGGUUUUCUCUGCUGGGCUUCGAACAGAGGUGGUCGUCGAGCUGUCCGUGCCGGGCGCGACGGGUGUCUACAGCUCGUCGGAAGGUGGCGGAGUUGGCGGGGGGGCCGUGGGGGGGAACAAGCGAGACACCCUCAUUCUGGUGUCCUGUUCUGCGUCGCCCCCGGCAGCAGCAAGAGCGGCGGCCGCUAGAGGCGACACCCGCCCGGGCCACACGCGGGUGCUCGCUUUCGAGGAGGAUGCUAAGGUGGUGGAGCUGCCGGAGGGGGACGGGAACCCGUUCGUGUGCGACGCGGCGACCGCGGAUGUGUGCUCGAUGGCGGGGGGUACGGUUGUUCAGGCACACAAGCAGGGCCUCCGGGUAACCCGCAAUCGAGAACCGGUACAAGACGUGCUCGCUUCCGAGGAUCCCGACCUAGGCGGGCUAGGGGCAGACGCCGGUGUCACUGUCUUGAGAGCCGCCGCAGCAGGGUCUCACGCCUGCUGUCUCUUGUCCAAUCUCCGGCUUCAUCUCAUGGCCCUCGACGAUGGGGACCUGAUGCCCGUUGGCUCUGUAGAGGAAGCGGGGGAGGAGGGGGAAGGUGGCUGUGGUAUUUGGGAGGAGGUCGAGGCUGUCUGCAUGUUUGGGGUUCAGGAACCAAUGGCAGGCCCCCCUUCGAGAGCAGUUGCGCCGGCUUCCGCCGCGGCAAGUAGCAGCGAAGUCAACGGCAGCAGCAGUAGCGGGGGCACCAGCCGCGUCGGACUGUUCUUGGAGAGAACGAGAGACGAGUCACGCGAGGAGGAAGAGGAGGAGGAGGAGGAGGAGGAGGAGGAGGAAGACCUAGGGGCCGGCGUCCUUGACGACGAAGGCGAGGACGACUACGACGACGACGGUGGCAAGGGCGGCGGGUACGACUCCGAGGAGGAGGAAUGGGCCGCUCUCUACAGUGCGGAGCCCGGUAGGGGUAUCCUUAACCCCUGCGCCAACGGCGGCGGCGGCGGCGGCGGCGGCGGCCAGAUCUCCGGCGCCACUGCUGCUGCUUCCGGUUCGUCGAAUGGUAUGCCCGCUGCCGGGGGGGGCGCAAGUGGGCGGGAAGUGGGUUCGGUCGGGGAACAGUCUCCGGAACGGUGCGAGGAGGAGGACCUCCCGGCGCAGAAGGGUUGGUGGGGGGGUUCCUCGUGGGGAGAGGCGGGUGGUUCUCGUUCGGAACCAGCUGCCCCCGGUCACGACGGCGAAGAAGCUGGUUCUUCGAACGGCGAAGCGCGCGACGAGCACGUAAGUGCGUAUAUGGUCGUGUGUCGGAGGGGGGGCACCGUGGAGAUAUUCUCGUGCGAGGGGGAGGGUGCGGACGAGACCAGGGCGCGCCCGGUGUUCCGAGCGACAGGCGCUGCGCUCGCGCCGCCCACGUUGUGGAACGAGCUGCUGUUGCCCCCAGCGGUUGCGGCAGCGGCGGCAGCAUCGGAUGAUGAUGAGGAGGAGGAAGGGUCGUCUUUGGCCAACGGCGGUGGACGGAGGUCCGACGGGGACCGUUCUCCGAUGAAUGACGAUGUUGAGGAGGAGGAAGCGGCGGGUGGUCUAGCGGUGGCCACUGGCAUUAUCCUGGCCAACGGCCGGAGAGGCGCGGCGGGGAGAGGGAGUGGGAAGAAAGUCGAUGGCGAAGCUAACGGCGAUGGCGCGGCGGCGCCGCCGUCCGACCCCAUGGAGGUAGACGACGGUGCUACUGCGCCCGACUCUGCCGCCGCCGCUAGUGCCUCCGGCGAGGCACCGGCGGCCCCUGACGGGACUGUCGAAAAGGCCAGGGCGGAUGCCGGCGGCGCGGAGACGGCGGCGGCGGCGGAGGAAGAAGAUGGCGUUGUGUGCCCGACCGUGACGGACGUUAUCGUACACCCCGUCGGUGCCGUCGGCGGCCCUCCCGAGCUGCGGCGGCUGGUGCUCGCGAUGCACCUGGAUAACGGGAGCCUGCUCGUGUACGAGGCCCGGAUGGUGGUUUCGGCCUUGGCUGCGUUUGGGGGCCGUGAGCAGGUUGUCUGCUUCUCGAAGCUCUGCCACGACCUCAUCACCCGCCCCGUCAAGGGAGUUCCGCCGGAGGCGGCGCUGUUCGACCCGGGGAGGGGGCGCGCCCUGAGGGGCGUUAGAGCUGCGGCUGGUCAGGAGGGGGUCUGCUUUGCUCGACCGGGCUGCCGGUCUGCCUUGAUUCUCGCCGAAAGAGGGGCGGUGUGCGUGUCCGCCAUUGCCCAGGACGACCUCGGAGACGGCUCCGGUGCCCCCCCUCUCCCCCCCGGUGCCCCUCCCUCUUGGGCGGGAAUAGGCCUCGGCUCUCUCGCCCCGCUCUACAACCCGGACGCUUUCCCGGGAGGGGGGGGUGGCGGAUUCGCCGGGGUCACGGCGGGCGGCGGGCGGAUUCGUUUCAUCUCGGCGGCCCCGGCGGCGUCGCAGCUUGUAAAUCCGGGGACGAGCGGGGGGGGAGGUCUCGGCGGCGGGGGGCAGGGGCACUUCGUUGCUGAGAAGGUCAGGCUCGGGGCGACGGUGCACGGCCUGGUGCACCUCCCGCAUGAUCUGGCUCACGCGGGCAAGACCGGGGACAUCCUGAAGCAGCUCUUGAGGGCGAGGGGCCACUACGUGGCGCUUGUCUCGACUAUGGAGGAUGCCCUUGUGGCACAGCCUAAGUCGGGACUCAAGGAAGGAGAGGAAGGGGAGCAGGGGGACGGGGAUGAUGACGAGGAGGAAGAGGCGGCGGGAUUGCUGGACCGGCAUACCGUCAAGCACAAGAACUGGACGGUGGCUGACCCCAGCCUAGGUGGCGCGCCCCCGCUCCUUGUCCCGAGAUUCGAGCUGCGCGUGCUAGCUCUAGCGCCCGGAGCGGCAUCAGCAGGAGCAGCAGCGACGUCUUCAUCAUCGGCAGCAAGAAGCCCUUCCUCUGCUAACGACAAGAGUGGCGGUGGUGGCGAAGCCCCCGAAGAGGGGGAGGGGGAACGGAGCGGGGGAAGGGGACAGGAUGGAAGCGUCCCCGGUAGUGAGGCGGAGGCGUUAAUGUUGUCGGCGGCGGUGGUGGAGUCUCACCCGAUGGACUCGGACGAGAACGGGGUUUGCAUGACCCUGGUGAGGCUGGAGCAAGGGGGGGCUCCGCGGAUGUACGUGGCGGUGGGGACGGGAAUGAACGAGCCGCAGGGGGAGGACAAGGCGCACAACAAGGCGAGAGGGAGACUUCUCCUGUUUGAGGUGGACUACGCCUACCUGGCGAGGGAGGACGGUAAGCACGAGCAUGCCGUCAAGCUGCGCCAGGUCUUCGCAAAGGAGCAGCUCGGGCCCGUGUCGGGGGAGGUGAGUUAA